AAAAAAUAAAGGGAUUACCUUUGUUUAUUUUGUUCCCUGUUCCAUCCCCAGUCUCAUUUAGUCAGACCUCGAAAUAUUUGGUUUACUAGUUUUUACUGAUUUUCAUACCGAUUUUCACUCUCAAAACACAAAGUUUUCCUCGUUUUAUCGCUAACCACUCAUACAAAUAAUAAUUCUAUACUCAUAAUGGUUGAUGAUAAAUAUAUUGGAUUGGCUCUUGCCAUGUCCUCUUCUUUGGCCAUUGGUACUUCCUUCAUCAUUACCAAAAAGGGUUUAAUAGAUGCAUCCGCUAGAAAUGGUAGUGAUAAUGUUCAAGGUUUUGAAUAUCUACAGAAUCCAAUUUGGUGGGCCGGUAUGAUUACCAUGGCUGUUGGUGAAAUUGCAAAUUUCGCUGCUUAUACUUUUGCUCCAGCCAUUCUAGUAACUCCUUUAGGUGCAUUAUCAGUUAUUAUUGGUGCUGUUUUAGCCGCCAUUUUCUUAAAAGAAGAAUUGGGUACCUUGGGUAAAAUGGGUUGUGCCAUUUGUCUAAUGGGUUCUGUUAUUAUUGUUCUUCAUGCUCCUCCUGAUAAAGAAAUUGAAACCGUUGAUGAAAUAUUGGGUUACGCAAUGCAACCAGGUUUCUUAUUUUAUUCAGCCUUAGUAACUGCUUACUCAUUAUUCAUGAUUUAUAAAAUUGUUCCUAAAUAUGGUCAUACUAAUCCAAUGAUCUACCUUUCAAUUUGUUCUUCAGUUGGUUCAAUCUCAGUUAUGUCAAUCAAAGCUUUUGGUAUUGCCUUAAAAUUAACCUUGGGUGGUAAUAAUCAAUUCACAUAUGUUUCAACUUAUCUUUUCAUUCUUGUUGUGGUCAUCUGUAUUGCUACCCAAAUGAAUUACUUCAAUAAAGCUUUAGAUCAGUUCGAUACUUCAAUUGUUAAUCCUUUAUACUAUGUCACUUUCACAACAUUCACUUUAUUAGCCUCAUUCAUCCUUUUCAGAGGUUUUAAUACUACUUCUGCUAUCAACGUCAUUUCCCUUUUGAUCGGGUUUUUAAUCAUCUUUAGUGGUGUUUACUUAUUAAAUAUUUCUAGAAAAGAAAACGAUGGCAGAAAUAGAGAAAUUUUCGGCGUUCAUAAUGGAAAAGAUAUGGCUCCUCUAGAUAAUGGCAUUGGAGGAUUUUCUUCCAUGAGAAGAUCAAUGCAAGUCAAUAGAUCGGUCGAUUACGAUAAUGAAGAAACAGUCGGUUUAAGAAGAUUUGAUAGCUUCGAAAUUGAAGAUGAAGAAGAAGAUGAUAGACAUCGCAGAUAAACUUCUCCAUACUAAACCCGAGUCUAGUGUUCACGUUUUCUUUCCCUUCUUCCCUCCUUGUACUCUGUACUCUGUUUGUAUUCUACGCUGUACAUUAUAUACGACUUUUAAUCUUUAUAGAUGUAAAUCCG
Molecule: messenger RNA, 1415 nt
Organism: Hyphopichia burtonii NRRL Y-1933
Lineage: Eukaryota; Fungi; Ascomycota; Pichiomycetes; Serinales; Debaryomycetaceae
Exons: 1
Coding region: 187-1284 (365 amino acids)
Biological process (GO): magnesium ion transport
Cellular component (GO): membrane
Molecular function (GO): magnesium ion transmembrane transporter activity
Source: RefSeq, a predicted model, not a curated record